Molecule: messenger RNA, 4179 nt
Organism: Saprolegnia parasitica CBS 223.65
Lineage: Eukaryota; Oomycota; Saprolegniomycetes; Saprolegniales; Saprolegniaceae
Exons: 35
Coding region: 1-4161 (1386 amino acids)
Molecular function (GO): calcium ion binding
Source: RefSeq, a predicted model, not a curated record
AUGGUCGGGUUCUUCCGCGGGUCCAUCUCCCCGAGCAAGGUGGCCGUCGAAGCGUCGGCGACGACCAAGGCCGCCGGGAAGCCCUCGCCGACGAAGCCGUCGGAGCUGGCGACGCCCAAGACGCCGGGCGAGGCGACCAUGGAGGCGGCGAACCUCGACAUGUUUGGUGCGGACAGCGACGAGAGCGACGACGAGGCUGCGCUCGAGCGGUAUGAUCGCAAGGAGAUGGACAAGGUGUCCGAGGCGACGCAGGAAGAGUACAACAAGCGCAACGUCGCGCUCCUCCUCUCCAAGAUGUCACCCGAAGAGCUCUUCAAGAAGUUUGACGAAGACCAAUCGGGUCUUAUCUCGGCCGACGAGUUCCUCGCCAUGCUGCCGCAAUUGAACAUCACCGUGAGCAAGCCCAAGGGUCUGCGCAUCUUCCGCGCCUGCGACAAGGACGGCAGUGGCGAGAUCGACUUGGAAGAGUUCAAGAUGGCGCUCUUCGCCGUGGACCCGACGUCGGGAAACACCCUCCAGUUCACGCCCUCAUCACUCUUGUCGCCGAAAGACGCCUUCUCGCUCUUUGACGAGAAUGGCAGCGGUCAGAUCGACGAGCUCGAGUUUGCCGACGUGGUCGAGUACUUCAACAUCAACGCCGACGACGCCAAGCAGGAAAAGCUCUUUAGAAAGUACGACAAGGACAGGAGCGGCUACAUUGACUUGGAAGAGUUUCGCGCCAUGUGGCUCCAGUGCAUUGACGUCGAGGCCGAGCUUCGCGCGCGCAAGAUCGAAAUACCAAAGUACGCGACGCGCGCCAAGCUCAUGCAGAUGCUCGAAGUCGUGCUUCUCGAAGAAGAGCACAACGAGGCCCAAGUGCUUUUGGAAGCCAAGUGGUACCACCAUUGGCAGCUCGAGAAGAUCCGCCGGUCGACCCUCGCGGCCAAGGCGACGUUGCGGGCGCAGGACGAACUCGCCGCGGCGUUGGACGCGGCGGGGCAAGUGUACGUCCUUGGCACAGGCCAAUAUGAUCAGUUCACGAGCGCCCCAGCGACCCGCGACCCGCUGCUUUACGACGGCUACAAGAGCGUCAGUGCGAUCUGGGAAGCUCGCGUCCAGCCGACGUACGUACCACCGGUUGUGAAACUCAAGCCACUCGACCCAACGCGCGCGAAAGACAGCACAAGCACUGCAGUCAGCGAAACCAAGACGCUGCCAAAAACGGAGCGCAAGCCGAGUCCUGAGAAGAUCCCAUUUGUGCGUCGGCGGCCCGAAAACGCGGGCUGGGUCGACAGUAGCCCACCCAAGCUCGAUCGGUUGCUCUGGAAGCCCAAGCCGCAAGAGGCGACCGAGACACCAGACGAGUCGAGUGUCAGUGACUUCGAGACCGACGACGAGCUCUUGACGAAAUUUCUCGACGACCGACAGUACGUGCGCAGCCUGCGCUUCCAAUCGAUUCACCCCAUGCCCAACACGGGCUGGCUCUGGGGCCGUCAAGUUACCCACGCAACCAUCACCGACAGCAUUGCAUACGCCAUGACGGCGUCGGGCCAAAUCUACUGCUGGGGCGGCCAAAACAAGUGGUGGAAGGGGCUCGCGGCCGAGACUCGCAACACCCAUGGCAACGACGACGACGACGAUGAUGGGUUUGACGACGAGAUGGCGCUGCGACGGCAGCAUGAAAAGGACAUUGCUGCCGCUCGGCAACUCACCGCGCGCUCGGAGCUGCAAAAAAUGGCCUCCCCCAAGCACGUCGCGGCGGCCGUCGCGCUUGAGGUUGAAGUCCAGCGCCAAAACGCCGCCGAACUAGAGUACCGCCAAGAAAAAGAGGUUAAAGCCUAUGAAAAGUACAAGCGCGUGGUCGUGUACUUUGGUCAUUGGGAGCCGCCGCCAAGUGCGUCGACGCGGGUAGUCUUCUUGCAUCAAGUGCUCUUGCCCAAGAUUAGCAUCGCCGAAGUCAAGGCCUCGCUAAUGAACCGCGGAUUUACCAUUGAUCGUGUCACGAAGCUCGAGAUGAUCGACCUCUUUAGCGACUGCUUGGACAUCGAGCACGAGCUGUGCAGCGAAGAGCAGCGCCGGGUCUUUAUGGAGUCGGAUUUUCAAAUUCAAGAAGCCGAGAAAGUCCAGCUCAAGCCCAAGCAAGCCGCGCAGCUUGUUCUGGACAAGGCCAAGCUGCUCGAAGACUAUGCGCUGUACCGGCAGCAACAGGCGCGCCUCCAUGAGCUGCGCAUUGAAGAAGAGAAGCGCGCCAACCUCGACUUUGCCCUUCGUCGGGAAGCGGCAUUUGAAGCGUCGGUAGCCCACCACCGCAUCCAACUCGAAGACGUGGUGCCCGAGUACACGCCCCGCCACACGUCGCUCGUUGUGGAUCUCAACGGCGUCACGUCGCGUGGCCCCCCUUUGCACGCCAACCGCGGCGCGCCGGCAGCGUGGCGCUUGGCUGCCGGCGAGUCGUACGCGUGUGUUGUGACGCACGCCGGCGCGCUAUAUACAUGGGGCGUCGGUAUUCACGGUCGUCUCGGCCACGGAAAGAACCUCGAGGGUGUCGUUAACUCGGAUGCGGACCACCCGACGCGCGUUCUCGCCCUCCAAUCCGUCUUUGUAAAAGAGGUGGCGUGCGCGUUCGACCACAGCGCCGCCAUCAGCCUCGGUAUUGGUGCCUUGGACGACAAGUACGAGCAGUUUGCACUCUACCCGAUGCUCGUCAAGAUUCCCAAUCAACGUCGCAUCCGUCAAGUAUCGUGCGGCCGCGCGCACACUGGCGCCGUGAGCACGCUCGGCGAGCUCUUUAUGUGGGGCUGUGCGAACGGCGGGCGCCUCGGCUUUGGCGAACGUGUUCUCGACCAAGUCGUCGUGCCAACGUACGUCAAGGCGCUCGCCCACGUCCGCGUCGCACAGGUGUCGUGCGGCAACACCCACUCGGCGUUGUGCACGGAGAUUUGCUCCGAGAUCGCUGCGAGCGUCGAGACCAUUUCGGGCGGCGACAUUUACGUCUGCGGGAGCGCCGGGCCGCUCAUGCAGUACACUCCGUCGUGGUCGUUGCUCCAGUCGAUCCGCGGCACGCCCAUACGCCAAGUUGCGUGCGGGUUUGGGCACACGGCCGCGGUGUCGAUGGACGGCGAGCUCUACACGUGGGGUCAGAACGCCAAGGCGUGCACGGGCCACCCUGAGGAGCGGCGCGUCGUCCCUGAGCCGGAGCUGCUUCGUGCGUUCCACACGGCGCCUUUCAACCUCGCUCUGCACAAGCGCUGUCGACAAAGCAGUGUUUUGAACGAGCAGAGUGCCAACUGUGCCGUGAACGGCAACCGCAGUGGUCGUCUCCACGCCUGCACGCACACGCAAUAUGACGACUGUCCGUGGUGGGAAGUCGACUUGGGCCAGCCUUGUGUGAUUAGCCGCAUUCAGGUCUGGAAUCGGACGGACGAGCCGAUUGAUAUUUCGCACCCGAGAGACGAGUACACCCGCCGACUCUUUCCAUUUUGGAUCCUCGUGAGCGAAAUGCCAUUGCCCGACGGCAGCGGCAAAGAAGUACUCAAGACUGGCCGCGACCUCUCGAACGAAGCCAAGGAGUUUACGCAGAACCAGCGCUUGACCCAGUGGAUUCUUCCGACGUCCGAGUCGGUUGGCCGAUAUGUUCGCAUUCAUGUCCGUGGUCGCGCCUACAUGCACUUGGCCGAGGUCGAAGUCUUUGGAGUCUAUCACGCACUCAACUACGUGGGUCAAGUGUCGUCCGUGCACUGCGCCAAGAACGUGACGCUCGUCGUCAUGCGCCCGAUCGCCAAAUCGACCGUGCUGCACGACCACUACAUCAAGGCGGUCCAAGCCGACCCGGACAACGCUAUGAUUCUGCGGCAGUACGAAGCCUACGUCAAGUGCUUCCACCUGUAUGGUCGGGGCGAGCCAUUGAGCAAGGUACCGUGUCGGCUGUGCCGCGCCACGCGCAAGUGCGAAGUGUGCGAGUUCUUUGAGACGACACCGUCCACCGACAUGCCGGUGACGCCGCUUGGCGGCAAACUCGGGCUCAAGGAAGCCGCCGAGGUGAUCCAGAGCCGCGAGCCGCCACGACCUGCGUACGUGCCAUUUGUGCCGCCCGCACGAGAGUCCAUCACGGACAAGAUCAGCAAGGUCAUACAGCUGUCGCCUCCCAAGCUGCGUCUGCGGCAAAGUGCCACCAACUCAUAACACGAGGAUGCUACCGCA